UGAUGAACUUUGACCUCAGAAACUAUCUGAAGAUUGUGCAUAUAUUUUCUGUUUCGGCUUUUAUCGGCGCCAAAGGAGUGGAACCAAGAUAUAUCUUGUUGACCAAAUCGGCCUUGCAAUAGAGCACUGUACACACAGUUACAAUGGAGGAGCUGUCCCCUGUCAAAAAGUUUUAUGAUGGGAAGACCAUAUUCAUCACAGGUGCCACAGGUUUCUUGGGUAAAGUGCUCAUAGAGAAGCUACUGCGAUGCUGUACAGGGAUAAAGAAAAUGUAUCUGCUGGUGAGGCCUAAGAAAGGGCAGGAUGUAGAAAACAGAGUACAGGAUUUGGUACAGUGUAAGGUUUUUGACAAGUUACGGAAAGAGCAGCCAAAUUUCCAUGAGAAACUGAUUGCCAUUGGUGGAGACAUCCAAGAGCCUGAGAUCGGAAUUGACCAAGCAGACUUACAGCUGUUGAAGGAAGAAGUUGAUGUUGUAUUCCACAGCGCAGCUACUGUCAAAUUCGAUGAGCCAUUGAGGUUGGCACUAGAGCUGAAUGUCAUUGGUGUACAAAAGAUGAUAAAAUUGUGUAAGCAAUUGAAGCAUUUGGAGGCAUUCGUACACGUUUCGACAGCCUAUGCAAACUGUGACCGUCCGUUUAUAGAGGAAGUGAUCUACCCAGUCCCGGUUCAUCCACACAAACUACUGGAUUCCCUUGAGUGGAUGGAUGAUGACAUGCUGAAUUCUAUCACCCCUAAGUUACUGGGUAACAAACCCAACACCUACACGUACACCAAACAGCUGGCAGAGCACCUGCUGGUCACAGAGGGCGCUUCUCUACCACUUGCCAUCGUCCGACCCUCCAUCGUGGGGGCGGCUUGGAAGGAACCGGUGGCAGGAUGGAUUGACAACUAUAAUGGUGCUAGUGGCAUCUACAUAGCUACAGGUAAGGGUGUGUUAAGGACUAUGAAGGCAGAGAACAGCGCUGUGGCAGACAUCGUACCAGUAGACAUCCCCAUCAACAUGAUGAUAACAGUAGCCUGGUACACCGGGGUGACCAAACCCAAGUCUACCCUCAUCUAUCACGCCUGCACGGGGGCUGUUAACCCCUUCACUUGGGGGGAAAUGGAACCAAUCGUCAGAAAUUCCUUCAAGAGGAUUCCCCUGGACUGUGCCUUCAGACGACCCAACUUGUUCCUUACGAAUAACAGCUUGCUUCAUGAUUACUGGAUCUUCGUUAGUCAUUUGAUACCAGCAUAUAUGUUUGACCUUGCCUACAGCGUGCUCGGCAAAAAGCCAAGAAUGGUCAAGACGUAUAACAAACUGCAUAAGACAAUUGGCACGUUGGAUUACUUCACCACUCAUUCGUGGGAGUGGACUUACCACAACCUGGACAUGCUGCGCAACCAGCUCAGUGCCGAGGAUAAAAAGACAUUUUACUUUGAUCCACGAGCCCUUCACUGGCCGACGUACAUAGAGAACUAUUGUCUUGGCACGAAACAAUACAUCCUGAAUGAGGAUAUGGCAGGACUACCUGCUGCGCGAGCACAUAUGAGGAAACUGCGGAACAUUCGUUACGCAUUCAACACAGUGCUCGUUGUUGCUCUCUGGAGAAUACUAAUUGCCCGAUCAGAUAUUGGCCGAAAUCUUUGGUAUCUCAUCAUGGGGCUUGUGUUCAAAUUUGUCCGUUACUUUCGAGUGACAAGCACAAUCCGAAAGGAGUAACCUGUACCAAGAGCGGAAGGAAGUGUCCAUCAUCCAAUCACUGCCAUUGGCUGAGGGAUCUUGUAACAUGAUUACCUCCCUUGCCAGUUUGUUAACCAUCAUUCAAUUUUAUCAUUGGUGAUCAGAGCAAGCUUUUGUUGCCGUCUUUUUGUCAGCAUUACAUUAUGAAAGUAAAUAUAGUCUCAUGUAAGAACAUAUUUUCACAUUUGAUGGCUGACAGCUUUUUUUUUUUUAUUGGACAUGCCUGUUCAGUGGUGCAUCAUAUUUUCAUGAAAGUUGAAUAAUUUUAUGCAAAUGAGUGCUAUUUGUUAGUAUCUCUUUUCAGCUUUUUAUGAAUUACACCAGUCAUGUAUUAUCUACAUUGGUAACAGCAUCCAUGGGAACUUGGUUAUAUGUAUUAACUGGUAGAAAUUUACUAAAAUUGUUAUUUGUUUAUUUGGGUUUUAGAGGACACCUUUUGAUAAAUAAAAUGUUUAACAUAAGCAUAUUAGUUUUAUUAAAAUUAAAAAAGCCUUUUUGAAAUGCGUUCAGGAAGUGGUUCUUGGGAGAAUCUGUAAAUGUUGUAGCGCACACUGCACUUGUCUUCAGAAUAAUUGACAUUUAUGGUUCUGUCACUCCAUGAACCAGUCUGUGGUUUUAUUAUGAGAAGUAAAUUAUGUAGUUUUAUUUGUGUUGAAAGUCUGUUUUUUAAAGUUAUAAUUUACUUGUAAAUACAUUUUAAAAAAAGAUAAAAGAAGAAAAUCAAAGUGAAGUACGCAAUAUACCUCAGUGUUGGUGGAUCUCGUACUUGUUUAUGAUACUGAUGUCAGGUCACCAUGACCUAGUUUGUUUUGUUGUCAUGGAUAAAACAGUCCUAGUUGAUCCCGUUUUAAGAAUAAGACAGUCCUAGUUGACUCCUUUAUAAGGAUAAGACAGUCCGAGUGGAUUCCUUUACAAGGAUAAAACAGUCCUAAAUUAUCCCCUUUGAAAGGAUAAGACUAUCCAAGUUGUCACCUUUUUAAGGAUAAGACAUCCUUGUGCCCCUUGUAAGGAUAAAUCAGUCCCAGUUGAUCUUGUUUUAAGGAUAAAUCAAUCCUCGUUGAUAAGUGUUUCAAGAAUAAUUAAGUCCUAGUUAUCUCUUGUUAAGUCCUACAGGUCUCCUAUUGAAAGUAAGAGAGUCCUUCAUGUAGUUGUCCAUUGUUCCAGUGUCUCCCAGCUGCUGAGAAUAAAAUUACUCACAGACCCUACCUAAAGGGCUGUAGGCUGUCUGAGGGUCCCAGGAUUGAAGAUAAGACCUAGUUCUAUCAGAAUUUGGUCAGUAUUGUCUGUAUGUGUCCUGUUGUUGAAUAGCUUUUGGUCAUAUGUAGUGACACAACUAGUAAAACAUAAAUUGGCUUCCCGGUGUUACUAUUAUAGUCAUGAAUAAAUUACUGAAAGGUUUUCAAUAAUGGAAAAUUGUUUUAUUAUACAAUGAUAAUGUGAAAUUUAAAUCUAUUAAUUUAUACAUUAUAUGUAAAUGUAUGAAACACUUGUGUAAAUACUUGUAUGAGAGUUUGUGAAAGUAAUUUACAUUAUUUGUAUCAAGAAAACAUUUUGUACAUAUAUUUAAUGUAGGCAACAAAAAUGGCUUGGUCUAAUUGUAACAUUUUCAUAUUGGAAAUCGUUAUUCAUGGUGCUCUUCAUUUAUUGUGGUGAGAGGCGACAUGUUAAGGCACUUGGUUGAUGUUUGAGAUGCUGUUUCUUAUCCAUGUUAAGGUUAUGGUAUACUUGACCGUACAAAUUUUCAGCGCUGUCACUAGCUGUUAAGGCUGACUUCAACUCUUAGCCUUAGAGUUUUUAAGCUAAGCAUGUUUAUAUAAUUUUGGUAUUCCCAUCUCGCAUCACUUGCAGAAAUAUCACAGAGACAGGCAUCAUCAUUACAAGACUGCAAAUAUGUCCUAAAAAUGAAAAAUAUUUUAUUAUUUGUUGUAGGAUCAGCUUAAGUACUGAACAUUGAUAAUGAUCGUAUUUACAGAGCUGUCGUUUUGUCAAUCCACAUAAGAAGGCUAAACUAUGGCUAUUUGUCAUCAGUACUUAAUGAACAGUGCUUAGUUUAUUUUAUAUAUGAUCAUUGGUAGAUCACGUCCCUAUUCAAAUAGUAUUUUCUUCUCAUCAGAAUUUUUCUUUAAGGUCAUUGUUUGAUUGCGUUUAUUGUCAGUUUUUCCUUUUCUUUAUUACCCCUAUAUGAAAUACUGAGCUGUAAAUGAUUUCUGUGGAAUGGAUUUUGCAAAGGAAGAACAGGUAGCUUAUGUUGUUGUUCAGUGCUAAACACAGUUUAUAUUUUGUACAUGUUUAAAAUGGUAAAUACAUAUACUUGCAACUGUUUCCAUUCAUAUCUUCAAUGCUCUUGAUGUAUUCCCAAGAGGACAUUGUCAGAAGUGUAUAUUGUGUACCGUGUUGUGUCGCUACUGAACAAAUUGCUCUUGUAUAUUUGAAGUCUUCAUGUUAUAAAUGGUUCAUGUUUCCAUUCUUAUAGGCUUAGUAUAAGCGCUACAUGUAACUUCCUGUACAGAUGUAAAUAACUUGUGUGGAGGCUACUUUAUGGGUGUACCUUCUGUAUUGGCUGUAAGAGGCAUACUUGUCUAUUGUAAGAUACAAGAGUAAGUAGCCAAUUUUGAAGUAGUAAUCAUGCUGCCAUUUGCUAACUUUUUGUAACUGUAUUAAGAAUAUUAACCAUGUAUUAAAUGGGCUUAUCAGCCUGCUUGUGUCAGCUGGGUGUGAUUACUGGACAGAAAGGAUAGGUAUACUGAAUAGGCAUAUAGUACAAGUGAUGAGGACAAUUACAUGUUCAAAGAAAACUGUAUAUCGGAUCUGAGUAAGCCCUUUUCAAAAAGUUUUCCUUACUCUUUCUUUUCUCCACUUCUUUUGCCUGUUCUUAUGAUGUACAUGUGGUGAUUGUAAAGGUCUGGGGUAGAUUCCACACAAUCAUUUUUGAUCUUGGAAUACAGCACAUGUACUGCAAAAUUUAUUGCUUCAGAUAUUCAGUUUCUGGUAGAUUUCUUUUAACAUCACGCUAAAUAAUUGGGUGUUUAAAAUGAAUUAGAUUUUGAUGUCAAAAGUGACUGUGUGGAAUCAUGCAAUAUUAAAUAGAUGAUUGAGGGAAUAUAUAGUCUAGAACUUCAGAAAAGUCUCCCACAAGCUGAAAAUACAGAUGGUUGUCCGUACACAGCCCAGGGUCAGGUGGAGGAUUUAAAUGAUAAUCUUGUACCUUGUAGUAUGAAUAACCAGAGGACCAAUGGUGAGGAAUGAAGACUGUCUAACAUCUGGACAAAAGCAAUGUGUUGUUUUUUGCUCCUUUGCUGGAUAGUCUGAUUCUCACAGGACUACAUGUGCUCUUCUCAAAAAAGAAUUUCGCCAGUAACUUCCAUUGUUCAGAGAACUGGUGGGAUUCAUUUACGAUUUGAUAAUAAGGCCCAUUUUAGCAAAAAUUUGUGAAUCCAUUUUUUAUUGCACUGUAAAAGAUAUAUGGGUAGGUAAUGUGAGAACUUUGUCUUGGUAAAGACCAUUUUGUUAUUAACUUUGCGUGUGUCUAACAUUUGUGCAUGUAUAUGUUGUGCAUGGUUAUAUGUAUUGUAGUUUGAUGUGUUUAAGGUCAGAGAUUAUAUCUGGGCUGGGUCAAGACAUUUGUUCAUCAACCUUCAUGUAAACAGGUACAUGUAUGUUGAAAUUUUUCCCUUUUUAUGCUGUUAUAAAUGUCUAAGUGGCCUAUGCCUUCUAAAUCCGGUUUAUUUACAGUGUGCAUACUAACCGAUAGUUGUCUAAAAUAAAGUGAACUGGGCUGAAAUGUUUUUGCUUGUGAUUUUUACAAGUUGAAGUAACAAUCAUGUCAGAAGUUAUUAACACUAUGCAUGAUAAUCUCUCAGUUAGCAGUGGGGGAAGCCAUGUUGCCCACGGUAAAACACUUACCACUGCACACUGUAUUCAUGUAGACAAGUGAUUUUCAACAAACGUUGAGAUGUUCACGUGUCUUUAACCUCUCAGCCAUGCCCCACAUUUAUGAAAAGGUCAGACUCUAGAAAAUCUAUUAAAACUUCGCAUCCAGCUUGAUGGGUGGGGUAAACCACCAACCUCUGG
Molecule: messenger RNA, 5795 nt
Organism: Liolophura sinensis
Lineage: Eukaryota; Metazoa; Mollusca; Polyplacophora; Chitonida; Chitonidae
Product: fatty acyl-CoA reductase 1-like
Exons: 13
Coding region: 144-1703 (519 amino acids)
Biological process (GO): long-chain fatty-acyl-CoA metabolic process
Cellular component (GO): peroxisome
Molecular function (GO): alcohol-forming very long-chain fatty acyl-CoA reductase (NADP+) activity
Source: RefSeq, a predicted model, not a curated record